UCGCUGGCACUGACACCGUUCGUGAACCAGGUCGGUGGGCACACGCCCUUCCUCAAGUUUUCGGGCAGCGCAAUCUGCAAGCCGAUGAACGAGCGCGAGCGCCAGUUCUACGAGGCUGUCGACUACCUGCACCGGGAUCUGUACAAGUUUGUGCCGAGCUGCCUGGGCGUCGUGAACGUCACCACCCACCAGUUCAUCUUGAUGGCCGAUCUGACAGCAUCGACGCGGCGGCCAUGCAUCCUGGAUCUCAAGAUGGGCACACGGCAGCACGGCGUCAACGCCCCGCCAAAGAAGGUCAUCUCGCAGACGAUCAAGUGCGCGGCAACCACAAGCAAAGAGCUCGGUGUGCGUAUGUGCGGCCUGCAGGUGUUCAAGGCCGACCGCAACCGCUACCUCUUCCAGGACAAGUACUACGGGCGGUCGCUGAAUAAGUUCACGUUCCAGCGCUCGCUGCUUGAGUUUCUUGACAACGGUCAGGACGUCAUGUUCUUUUUGAUUCCCUCAUUGCUGACGAAGCUGCGCAACCUGUAUCGCACUGUGGAGCAGAUGCAUGGAUUCAGGUUUUUCGGCUCGAGCCUUUUGCUCGUAUACGAUGGCUAUGAG
This is a messenger RNA of Kickxella alabastrina, 603 nucleotides long. RefSeq lists its product as uncharacterized. Gene Ontology annotation, cellular component: nucleus; cytoplasm. The transcript is spliced from 2 exons. Gene Ontology annotation, biological process: inositol phosphate biosynthetic process; phosphatidylinositol phosphate biosynthetic process. The annotation marks the transcript as partial. NCBI's taxonomy places the organism in Eukaryota, Fungi, Kickxellomycota, Kickxellomycetes, Kickxellales, Kickxellaceae. Gene Ontology annotation, molecular function: inositol hexakisphosphate kinase activity. The record is from RefSeq and is a predicted model, not a curated record.